UCGUCCCCAGCGCGAGCGCAAUCCAUUCCAAACCUGAACCCCUGCGGCCCAGCCUCGAUCCCCCACAGCCCCAGUCAGUACUACUACCAUCCCUAUCCCAGCCAUGCCAUCGUCAUCGGCGCAUCGCCCUGCGCGCAAUAUCCUUGGCUCCACGCCCCUGCAACCCACUUCUUAUUUUAUUAUCCUCGUGAUGAUGAUGAGUCAAUAAGCGCAGUGAGGAGCGGUGAAGCAAAGCGAAGCUAACCCCCCAGUGGAGGGGGCGAGCGAGUCGACGAGCCGACGGACGAGCGCAAGACCGGCCGGGGCCGGGGCCGCCUAAUCCAGAGAGAGCCCCAGGACUUCUUUUCCGCCGCCAUGGCGUCGGGCAGCCGCGCCACGCCCACGCGCUCCCCCUCCUCCGCGCGACCCGAGGCGCCGCGUCACGCGCACCACCACCACCACCACCACUCGCAGUCGUCGGGCGGGAGCACGUCCCGCGCGGGCGGGGGAGGUGGAGGAGGAGGAGGUGGCGGGGGCACCGCGGCCACGGCUACGGCCACGGCCACGGAGUCGGUCUCCAAGGCCGUGGCGCAGUACACCCUAGACGCGCGGCUCCACGCGGUGUUCGAGCAAUCGGGCGCGUCGGGCCGCAGCUUCGACUACUCCCAGUCGCUGCGCGCGCCGCCCACGCCGUCCUCCGAGCAGCAGAUCGCCGCCUACCUCUCCCGCAUCCAGCGCGGCGGCCACAUCCAGCCCUUCGGCUGCACGCUCGCCGUCGCCGACGACUCCUCCUUCCGCCUCCUCGCCUUCUCCGAGAACGCCGCCGACCUGCUCGACCUGUCGCCGCACCACUCCGUUCCCUCGCUCGAUUCCGCGGCGCCGCCCCCCGUUUCCCUGGGUGCCGACGCGCGCCUCCUCUUCUCCCCCUCGUCCGCGGUCCUCCUGGAGCGCGCCUUCGCCGCGCGCGAGAUCUCGCUGCUCAACCCGCUAUGGAUCCACUCCAGGGUCUCUUCCAAGCCGUUCUACGCCAUCCUCCACCGCAUCGACGUCGGCGUCGUCAUCGACCUCGAGCCCGCCCGCACCGAGGACCCCGCUCUCUCCAUCGCCGGCGCAGUCCAGUCCCAGAAACUCGCGGUCCGUGCCAUCUCCCGCCUCCAGGCGCUACCUGGCGGGGACAUCAAGCUCCUCUGCGACACAGUCGUGGAGCAUGUUCGCGAGCUCACGGGUUACGACCGUGUCAUGGUGUACAGGUUCCAUGAAGACGAGCAUGGGGAAGUUGUCGCCGAGAGCCGGCGCGAUAACCUUGAGCCUUACCUCGGAUUGCAUUAUCCCGCCACAGAUAUCCCCCAGGCAUCGCGCUUCCUGUUCCGGCAGAACCGCGUGCGGAUGAUUGCUGAUUGCCAUGCCACCCCGGUGAGAGUCAUACAAGAUCCUGGGAUGUCGCAGCCACUGUGUUUGGUAGGCUCCACGCUUCGUGCUCCACACGGGUGCCAUGCGCAGUACAUGGCGAACAUGGGGUCAAUUGCAUCACUUGUUAUGGCAGUCAUCAUUAGCAGUGGUGGUGAUGACGAGCAAACAGGUCGGGGAGGCAUCUCCUCGGCAAUGAAGUUGUGGGGGUUAGUGGUGUGUCACCAUACGUCACCACGGUGUAUCCCUUUUCCAUUGAGGUAUGCUUGCGAGUUUCUCAUGCAGGCAUUUGGGCUGCAGCUCAACAUGGAAUUGCAGCUUGCGCAUCAGCUGUCAGAGAAGCACAUUUUGCGAACUCAGACGCUAUUGUGUGACAUGCUAUUGCGAGAUUCACCAACUGGCAUCGUCACGCAGAGCCCCAGCAUCAUGGACCUUGUGAAGUGUGAUGGGGCUGCACUGUAUUAUCAUGGGAAGUACUAUCCAUUGGGUGUCACUCCCACUGAGUCUCAGAUUAAGGAUAUCAUUGAGUGGUUGACGGUGUGUCAUGGGGACUCAACAGGGCUCAGCACAGACAGCCUUGCUGAUGCAGGCUACCUUGGUGCUGCUGCAUUAGGGGAUGCUGUGUGUGGAAUGGCGGUGGCUUAUAUUACACCGAGUGAUUACUUGUUUUGGUUUCGGUCACACACAGCUAAAGAGAUCAAAUGGGGUGGCGCAAAGCAUCACCCUGAGGAUAAGGAUGAUGGUCAGAGGAUGCACCCACGGUCAUCAUUCAAGGCAUUUCUUGAAGUGGUUAAAAGCAGAAGCCUACCAUGGGAGAAUGCAGAAAUGGACGCGAUACAUUCCUUGCAACUCAUAUUGCGUGACUCCUUCAGAGAUGCUGCAGAGGGCACUAGCAACUCAAAAGCCAUUGUCAAUGGACAAGUUCAGCUUGGGGAGCUAGAAUUGCGGGGGAUAAAUGAGCUUAGCUCUGUAGCAAGAGAGAUGGUUCGGUUGAUAGAGACAGCAACAGUACCCAUAUUUGCAGUAGAUACUGAUGGAUGUAUAAAUGGUUGGAAUGCGAAAAUUGCUGAGUUGACAGGCCUUUCAGUUGAGGAGGCAAUGGGCAAAUCUCUGGUAAACGAUCUUAUCUUCAAGGAAUCUGAGGAGAUAGUCGAAAAGCUACUCUCACGAGCUUUAAGAGGUGAGGAAGACAAAAAUGUGGAGAUAAAGUUGAAGACAUUUGGGUCAGAGCAAUCUAACGGAGCAAUAUUUGUUAUUGUCAAUGCUUGUUCCAGUAGAGAUUACACACAAAAUAUUGUUGGUGUCUGUUUUGUUGGACAAGAUGUCACAGGACAAAAGGUGGUCAUGGAUAAAUUUAUCAACAUACAAGGGGACUAUAAAGCUAUUGUACACAAUCCUAAUCCUCUGAUACCCCCAAUUUUUGCAUCAGAUGAGAACACUUCUUGUUCAGAAUGGAACACAGCCAUGGAAAAACUUACAGGAUGGUCGAGAGGUGAAGUUGUUGGUAAAUUUCUUAUUGGAGAGGUGUUUGGAAGUUUUUGUCGACUCAAGGGCCCAGAUGCAUUGACAAAGUUCAUGGUUGUCAUUCACAAUGCUAUAGGAGGGCAGGAUUAUGAGAAGUUCCCUUUUUCAUUUUUCGACAAGAAUGGAAAGUAUGUGCAGGCCUUAUUGACCGCCAACACAAGGAGCAAAAUGGAUGGUAAAUCCAUUGGCGCCUUUUGUUUUUUGCAGAUUGCAAGCGCUGAAAUACAGCAAGCCUUUGAGAUUCAGAGACAACAAGAAAAGAAGUGUUAUGCAAGGAUGAAAGAAUUGGCCUAUAUUUGCCAGGAGAUAAAGAAUCCUCUUAGUGGCAUCCGAUUUACCAACUCUCUGUUGCAAAUGACUGAUUUAAAUGAUGAUCAGAGGCAGUUCCUUGAAACUUGCUCUGCUUGUGAGAAACAGAUGUCCAAGAUUGUUAAGGACGCCACUCUCCAAAGUAUUGAGGACGGCUCUUUGGUACUUGAGAAAAGUGAGUUUUCUUUUGGAGACGUUAUGAAUGCUGUUGUCAGCCAAGCAAUGUUAUUGUUGAGGGAGAGGGAUUUACAACUUAUUCGGGAUAUCCCUGAUGAAAUCAAGGAUGCAUCAGCAUAUGGUGAUCAAUUUAGAAUUCAACAAGUUUUGGCUGACUUCUUGCUAAGCAUGGUGCGAUCUGCUCCGUCCGAGAAUGGCUGGGUAGAAAUACAAGUCAGACCAAAUGUAAAACAGAAUUCUGACGGAACAGAUACAGAGCUUUUCAUCUUCAGGUUUGCCUGCCCUGGUGAGGGCCUUCCCGCUGACAUUGUCCAGGAUAUGUUCAGCAAUUCCCAGUGGUCAACCCAAGAAGGCGUAGGACUAAGCACAUGCAGGAAGAUCCUCAAAUUGAUGGGCGGUGAGGUCCAAUACAUCAGGGAGUCAGAGCGGAGUUUCUUCCUCAUCGUCCUCGAGCUGCCCCAGCCUCGUCCAGCAGCUGAUAGAGAAAUCAGUUGAUAUAUGUUAAGAUCUGCACUGACCCCACCUAACUUCUCGGUCGAUUAGGUAACUUAGGUCCCUGAUAAGAGGGUGCCUAAUUUACAAGAAGCCUGGAAACAAAUCAAAGCUGCCAUGGCAAUUCAGUGAUUGAAUGUUGUUGAGGAUGUUUUCGGUGCGCCGCUUAAGUUUGAGUAUCCAUGCUGUGGUUUCAAGAUCAGAAUCCAUGGCGGGUGGUUAUGUACAAAUGCGGCAAAUGUGGUUCUUAGUGUAGGUUCAUGACCAGUUCCACGUAGUACAUAUAGCUUAUAUGUAUAUAUAAAUCUGUUCUGUACUAUGCAUAAGGAGUUGUUUCAGCUCCCACGGUUGUAUUUUGCAGGCCUUUCUAGGUCUACUGCACCCUAAUCUAGAUUUGGUUCCUCGCUUGAAAAUCGCCAUCUUAGAGCAAGUAUUAUAGCAAGCUGUAAGCUAGCUAAAUGCUAAGGUGGAGAAGAAAGAGUAAAAGCGGGUUGUAAGCUUAGAGCAAGUAUUAUGGUGGGCUGUAAGCUGGCUAAAUGCUGAGGUGGAGGAGAGAAGUGAUGAGAGAGUGUAGAAGGACUGUAAACUUCUUACAGUCAGCUUAGGCACAAGAACCAAGAAACUUUGUGAGAGAGAUAAGUGGGCCAUGUAUUAAUAGUGAAGAGCUAAUUAUUGUAUGGUGGGCUGGGAGAAAGCUGAAGUGGGCUAUAUUAUUAAACUUGCUCUUAUAGCCGGUUUAGACACAAAAAUCAAGAAAGUCUGUGAGACAGAUAUAUGAGUCAUGUAUUAAUAGUGAUGAGUUAACCAUUAUAUGAGUGGGCUGUAAAAAGACUAUAAAGAAAUCUUACUCUGUAUUAUAAUA
This is a messenger RNA of Sorghum bicolor (sorghum), 4750 nucleotides long. Its product is annotated as phytochrome B. The transcript is spliced from 4 exons. Gene Ontology annotation, biological process: regulation of DNA-templated transcription; red, far-red light phototransduction; protein-tetrapyrrole linkage. Gene Ontology annotation, molecular function: photoreceptor activity; phosphorelay sensor kinase activity; protein homodimerization activity. The record is from RefSeq and is a predicted model, not a curated record. Bases 355 to 3891 code for a protein of 1178 amino acids. Lineage: Eukaryota; Viridiplantae; Streptophyta; Magnoliopsida; Poales; Poaceae.